AUGAGGGAUGUUACUCUUGAACAAAACAACCGCGGUGCGACUCAUCUCGCUAGGUCUGCUGAGCCCUGGGACUUGGAGUCUCGAUUUUCAUCGUGGCCAAAAUUGUUAAGAGUUACCGCUUACAUCAUCCGGUACGUGUCUCGACUUCGCAACCGCGCUAAUCGGAACGCCCUUCGUGUUGAGAGUCCAUCGUCCCUCUCCGCGGACGAAUGUCAAACGGCGAGACUCUUCUGGCUCAAGCGCAUUCAGGACGCGACAUUUCCACUUGAAAAGAAAGCAUUAUUGCGUGACCAACCUAUCUCAUCAAAAAGCACUCUUCUAUCUCUUCAUCCGUUCCUCGACGAGGAUCAGAUAAUUCGUGUUGGCGGGCGGCUAUCCCUAGCUCCGAUCCCGCUUCCAACUAAACAUCCCGUCAUCCUCACCUCCCAUCCGUUAGUCAGGUUGAUUGCUCACCAUGCUCACCUCCGUGCUCUUCAUGCCGGCAUUCAACUUACGCUUGCUAUCCUGCGUCAAGAAUUCUGGAUAUUGCGCGCCAGAAAUUUAGUAAAAUCCGUCAUUCACCAGUGUAUCGUGUGCACGCGCGAAAGGGCCGCCAUCCCUCAUCAAUUGAUGGGCAGUUUGCCUCAAAUGCGAGUCACUCCUCCGGCGCAUGCCUUUUCGCACUGUGGGCUCGAUUACGCCGGUCCGGUGCUCGUUCGAGCCGCGUCUGGUCGUGGGAUUGCCUCUCGCAAAGCGUAUAUUGCCAUCUUUAUAUGUAUGGCUGUUCGCGCCAUUCACCUGGAGCUAGUCGAGGGUUAUUCCACUUUCGCGUUCCUGGGUGCAUACUCUCGAUUUUGCGCCCGCCGAGGAUUACCCCAAUCAAUUUACUCGGACAAUGGGACCACUUUCGUUGGUGCGGAUCGCGAGUUGUCUAAAGCCUUCCAUGCCGCUGUUCGUGACCCUGACUUUCAAAACCGGACAUCAUCCGACAAGGUCUCAUGGCACUUCUUACCUCCUUCCGCUCCGCACUUCGGGGGAUUGUGGGAAGCGGGAGUACGCAGCGUCAAACACCAUCUUCGCCGCGUGGUAGGCUCUCACACUCUCACAUUUGAAGAAUUUACCACCCUUUUGUGCAACAUCGAAGCCUGCCUUAACUCCCGACCACUUGCCCCUCUCACCGACUUUUUAGAUGAUUACGAGCCUCUUACUCCAGGCCACUUUUGA
This is a messenger RNA of Monomorium pharaonis (pharaoh ant), 1203 nucleotides long. RefSeq lists its product as uncharacterized. The transcript has a single exon. Lineage: Eukaryota; Metazoa; Arthropoda; Insecta; Hymenoptera; Formicidae. Gene Ontology annotation, biological process: DNA integration. Gene Ontology annotation, molecular function: nucleic acid binding. Bases 1 to 1203 code for a protein of 400 amino acids. The record is from RefSeq and is a predicted model, not a curated record.